AUGAAAUGCAAGCUUCUUCUAGCACUUAAACUGCAACUGUGCAAUUUCAAUGUGAUUCAGCUAUUCAGUGAUUCAAACAAGGUCUAGGAGAAGAUUAUGCUAGAGUAUCUUAAGAACACAUGGAGUAGAAUAUCUAAGAUUACACCAUGGGCUACUAUGUUUGGUUCAUAAGACUCCUCAAAUGACAUCGACUAGGGUGAUGUCGGAGAUUGCUACUUUCUUGGAGGGGCUGCCUCAGUAGCAGAAGAUGAUUAAAGAUUCAAAUAGAUUUUUGUGAACGAACUUAACAAUAAAGCUGGUAUACCAACUAUCAUAACAGUAGAUGACUAUCUUCCAGUAACGACCUCUGGUACCAAGUCUAUAUUUGCUCAGAUAGGCAAGGAUGGAUCAAUGUGGGUUUCUCUACUAGAAAAAGCUUGGGCUAAGUUAAAUGGAAAUUACGAAAGAAUUGGAGGAGGAUUUGGAUAGGAACCCGUUAGUUUCCUUACUAACUCUCCUUCUCGGUUUUACAAAGUUGCUGGUCUUAGUUUAGAUGCACUAUGGAAUCUAGUAGAUGAUUCGGACACGAAUGAAUUUUUAAUGACUGUAUCAACUGCACCUGGAAGCGAUAAAGAUAAGUGUAUAUUCAAUCUUCCUUGUGGACAUUUAUUCACUCUUUUGGAUGCUUAAAAUUUGAUUUCUAAAAAUGGGACAAAAGUGAUAAGAAUGUAUAAGUUUAGAAAUCCUUGGAAAAAAGACAAUUCUUUCACAGGAAAUUGGAAGGAUUCUUCCCCUAUUUGGAAUGCUAAUGGGGAAACAUAUGACAAGCAAGUUAAUCUGACGAUUGCAGAUGAUGGAAUAAUGUGGGUUGAAGAGUCAGAAUUCGUAAAAGCUUUUAACCAAUUAGAAGUGUCGCAUUAUUAAAAAAAUUGGGAAUUUUCUUGGUACAAUAAGGAAGACGAUAACGGCUAGAAAGCAUUAUACUAUUUUAAGCUUGAUAAGACUACCUAACUUAUCAUUAAACUGGAUAUCUACAGCUCCAGAAUGUAUGCUUUUAACUGUAAGACUCUCGGUGAUGAUGACACUAGUCUUGACUUAAGGCUAGUAAGUAUAGAUAGUGCUGGAAAGAUUCUAAAUUAAUUUUCCUAUAAGUCAUUGUCAAGUAUGGACAGUUUUGGUUGGAUCAAUCAGACUGAAAAUCCUCUGAAGCCCGGUUAAUACCGAGUUGAGGUUACUCCAACCUGGCUUCAAUCUGAUGUAAAAGACUAUACAGUGGUGAUUCAUGCUCCAUAUAAAAUACAAUUAACUGACUCAAAGGGUAAGACAAAUCAAGUUGGUGGAUCUCAUGAUUUGGAUUACAAAUUAUCUGAAAAUAAAGCAAAUACAUAAAAGGCAAAGAGCAAUUUAUUUUAAACUAAAAAGGAAGCUACUGAGCAUAAGAGAAGAGACAAUUCAAAUAUCUCUUUUGUAAAUUAUAGCAAACAUAAAGAAUGA
This is a messenger RNA of Stylonychia lemnae, 1473 nucleotides long. Lineage: Eukaryota; Ciliophora; Spirotrichea; Sporadotrichida; Oxytrichidae. The record is from the annotation of a GenBank genome assembly.